AUGGAGAAUUACAGUGUGUACUCGUGUAACUACCAGAUGAAAGAUGAGAAUGGAAAUUCGGUCCCACAAAGUAACACACAAAAUGAACUACAUGGUAUGAAUAAUACAUCAAAUAUGAAUAAUCAGAAUAUUAUACCACAGAAUAAUCAUUAUUAUGGUAAUGAUGUUAAUUAUCCUAAACCUAAUUAUUCAAAUAAUAAUUACAAUUAUAUGGCUUAUCAUAAAAUGAGUUGUCUCAAUUAUGUAUAUCCCUAUAAUCCUUAUAGAAAUAAAAAUUACCCAUAUGGUAAUUUGCCGAAUAUCUAUUAUCCAGAUGGUUAUUAUGCAAAUUAUUGUUAUCCAAAUUAUUAUUAUCCAAUUUAUUAUUAUCCAAAUUAUUAUUAUCCUAAUAAUUAUUAUGCAUAUAAUAAUUUUCCGCAUAAUAAUUUUCGACAUAAUAAUAUUCCGCAUAAUAAUUUUCGACAUAAUAAUAUUCCGCAUAAUAAUUUUCUACCUAAUAAUUUUCCACAUAAUAAUAUUCCGCAUAAUAAUUUUCCACCUAAUAAUUUUCCACAUAAUAAUUAUGCAAACAAUAAUACAUAUUAUACCCUUGGUUAUCACGAGACAUAUAGCGAGAGGAAGUAUAUAGAUAACAAUGUACCUAAUUUACCAAGAAAUUAUUCUUAUGAUAACAUGAACAGAACAUGGAAUUGUAACAAUAUUUCUAGUAUGAACAAUAUGAUUAUAUCUACCAAUAGAGAAUCUAAUUAUAUGGUGUAUACUGAAGAUACUAUUAACACUACACAUAAUAUGAACAAUUAUGUAAAUAAUUAUAGAAGUUGUGAAAUUAAUGCGGACAAGAAUAAUGGUAGCAAUGAACAGUGUAUCUCUGAUGUGAGGGAAACGGAAUAUGGACAAAACAAAGAUGUUCAUGUUUUUGAGGAAAGUGUAAGGGAUUACACAAACAAUUAUAUUAAAGAAAGAAAAAAAUAUAUUUUUUUGUAUAAUAAUAAUGAGAAUAAUUAUAAAGAGAUACUUAAUGAAUAUGAAAGUAAUAUGGGAAAUAUGGAUAAUAUGAGAAAUAUGGAUAAUAUGAACAAUAUGGAUAAUAUGAGCAAUAUGAACAGUGUGGAUAGUAGAAGAGAAAAUGUGCGUAUUACAAAUGAUGUCAUCGAAAUUGUUAGUGAAUUGGAAGAUAACACAGAAAAUAAUAACCUUAUGGAUGAUAACACAGAAAGUAUAAUUAAUAUAGAUGACAACUCAGAAAAUAUAUAUGAUUCAGAUCAUUACACAGAAAAUGUAUAUAAUUCAGAUAAUAACUCAGAAAAUGUAUAUAAUUCAGAUCAUUACACAGAAAAUAUAAUUAAUAUAGAUGACAACUCAGAAAAUAAUAACCUUAUGGAUGAUAACACAGAAAAUAUAUAUGAUUCUGAUCAUUACUCACACAAUGCAUAUAAUUCAGAUGUCAACUCAAUAAAUAUACUUAAUAUUGAAGAUAACAUUGAAAACAUGAAUUAUUCAGAUGAUAUAUCAGAAAAAAAUUGUAAUUCCAAUGGAAAUACAGAACAUAUAUCUAUCACCAAUGAUUACACAGAAAAUAUGAGCAACAUGGAUAAUUACACAGAAAAUGUGAGCAACAUCGAUAAUUACACAGAAAAUGUGAGCAACAUCGAUAAUUACACAGAAAAUAUGAGCAACAUCGAUAAUUACACAGAAAAUAUGAGCAACAUCGAUAAUUACACAGAAAAUAUGAGCAACAUCGAUAAUUACACAGAAAAUAUGAGCAACAUCGAUAAUUACACAGAAAAUAUGAGUAAUACAGAUGAUUACAUAGAGAACAUAACCGAUACCGAUAACAACAAAAGAAACGAGACUAAUGAUACAAAAGAUAUUAACAAUUCAUUUAAUAAUAAUACUAAUGAGAAUAAUUAUACUAAAAUAACAACAUAUCAUAAUAAGGGCAACGUGAAAUCUUAUCCUUUAGAUAAACUACACAAACAUGUGAAAAGUAUAAUUCUGGAAAAUCAAGUAUAUAAACAUAAUAAUGAAAGUGAACAUGCGUAUAUAGACAAUAAGAAGAACUCACUAAUUAAUUCAAAUAUUGAUGAUUGUACUGAACCAUAUUCAGACGUAAAUAAAACCUAUCAAUAUAAAAAUGAAUCCAUUAAAAAUGAAAUAGGAACUGAUAUGUGUAAUCACACAAAUGAUGAAAAAUAUGUAAAUGAGGAUAAUGUGGGAAAUCUAAAAAAGAAAAAAAAAAAUAAGAAAAAAAAAAAUAAAAAAAAUAAAAAUGCACAAGAUUGUACCACUAGUGAAGAAGUUAAAAAUAAUGUGGAAAGAAAUAAUGAAGAAGAAGAAAUUAAAAAAAGUAAUCAUAUAAAUGAUACAACAAAAAAUGAAAAGGAUACUCAUUCGGAUAACAAUAUGAAAAGUGUUCCGAAUAAUAAAAAUAAGAACAAGAAUCAAAAUAAAAAUAUGUGUACUAAUAUGGACCAUAUAAAUAUGAUGAAUAACAUUGAUUGCAUUAAUAUGAACAAAAAAAAUUAUAUGUAUAAUAUAAAUAAUAUGAAUUAUAUGCCUAAUGUGAAUAGUAAGUAUGAAAAUUAUAGAAAUUAUCCAUAUUAUCCAAGAGCAUCCAAUUUACCAUAUAACAAUGAAACUAUGAUAAGAAGCUCAAAUGCACCAUCUGUCCAACCCUUUAAAAAAAUAAUCAACGAUAACUCUAUGAAUAGUUCAAAUAAUCAUUUUAGGGAAGGUUCUAAUGUAAAUAGUUGUACAGAAGAAAAUACAGGAGCUAACAAUAAGGAAAAAAUUUUUGUAAAAUCUUGUGAUGAAAAUAUUAUGAAAAAUUAUCAACAUCCGGAAAACAUCAACACUGGAGAAAAGAAUGUGUCUGUUCAAGGGGGUGAGGAAUGUAAUGAGAAUAUAGAAUCAAUGAAUAAUAACACAAAAAAUGUACCGGAAAUUUUUAAUACAAAGAAAAGAAAGUAUAAAAAUAAAGUUGGCAUUAAAAAUAUGAACGAUAAGGAAAAGACAGAUAAUGUGAAUAGCAAGAAUGAUGAUAACAAUGGGAAAAAUAAUAUAAAAGAUAAUGGCAAGUAUGAAAUUAUUAAUUCUUCAAAUGUGAAGGAUGUACAUCAAGUUGAUAAAAUUAAUAAAAAGGAAACACUCAACUGUAGUGAUAUUAGCAUAAAAUUAAAAAAUAAUAUGAACAGUGAUAAGGAUGAAAAGGAUGAUGAUGAUGAUGAAAAGGAUGAUGAUGAUGAUGAAAAGGAUGAUGAUGAUGAUGAAAAGGAUGAUGAUGAUGAUGAAAAGGAUGAUGAUGAUGGUGAAAAGGAUGAUGAUGAUGAUGAAAAGGAUGAUGAUGAUGAUGAAAAGGAUGAUGAUGAUGAUGAAAAGGAUGAUGAUGAUGAUGAAAAGGAUGAUGAUGAUGAUGAAAAGCAUGAUGAUGAUGAUGAAAAGGAUGAUAAUGAUGAUGAAAAGUAUGAUGAUGAUGAUGAAAAGGAUGAUAAUGAUGAUGAAAAUGAUGAUGAAAAGUAUGAUGAUGAUGAUGAAAAUGAUGAUGAAAAGUAUGAUGAUGAUGAUGAAAAUGAUGAUAAGGAUGAUGAUGAAAAUGAUGAUGAAAAGGAUGAUGAUGAAAAGGAUGAUGAUGAAAAUGAUGAUAAUGAGGAUGAUGAUGAAAAUGAUGAUAAGGAUGAUGAUGAGGAUGAUGAUGAAAAUGAUGAUAAUGAGGAUGAUAAUGAGGAUGAUGAUGAAAAUGAUGAUGAUGAAAAUGAUGAUAAUGAGGAUGAUGAUGAAAAUGAUGAUAAGGAUGAUGAUGAUAAUGAUGAUAAUGAGGAUGAUGAUGAAAAUGAUGAUGAUGAGGAUGAUGAUGAAAAUGAUGAUAAUGAGGAUGAUGAUGAAAAUGAUGAUAAGGAUGAUGAUGAUAAUGAUGAUGAUGAGGAUGAUGAUGAAAAUGAUGAUAAUGAGGAUGAUGAUGAAAAUGAUGAUAAUGAGGAUGAUGAUGAAAAUGAUGAUGAUGAGGAUGAUGAUGAAAAUGAUGAUGAAAAUGAUGAUGAUGAGGAUGAUGAUGAAAAUGAUGAUGAUGAGGAUGAUGAUGAAAAUGAUGAUAAGGAUGAUGAUGAUAAUGAUGAUGAUGAUUAUAAUGACGAUGAUUACAAUGACGAUGAUUACAAUGACGAUGAUUACAAUGACGAUGAUUACAAUGACGAUGAUUAUAAUGAAGAUGAUUACAAUGACGAUGAUUAUAAUGAAGAUGAUUACAAUGACGAUGAUUAUAAUGAAGAUGAUUAUAAUGAUGAUGAUUAUAAUAAUAAUAACAAUAAUGAUAAUAAUUUAAAGAACAAUUAUUCUUUAGAAAAUAAAAAUAUAAGUGAAAAUAAGAAAACAUCAAAUAUCAAAAAUAUGUUUGAUUCUAAAAAAAAGAUAAAAAAGAAUAAGAAGUUUAAAAAUGUUCAAAAUUGUCGAAGUCAAUAUAAUAAUAAUAAUCAUUGUGAUAAGUGUAAUAAUAAUAUUUUCACUGGAAUGAAUAUGAAAAAUAUGAAUUCUGUAAAUUAUAUUAAAAAUAGAAAAAAUAUGCAUAACAAUAAUUGUAGGAAUACAAACUGUAAUGUUAUGAAUAUGGAAAAGAAUAAGAAAAAUAUAAAAUAUAAGAACCAUACAUAUAACAUGAUAAAUGUAAAUAAUACAAAUAAUAUAAAGAAUACAUAUCCAAUGAAUACGAAUUUUAAUAAAAAUUUAUUUUAUGGAUUUGGAUAUAAUAAAUGUGAAUAUAUCCCAAUUAUAUAUGAUUAUCAUAUAUGUUAUAAUAAAAAAGAAAAUUUAUCUUUAAAAAAUGACAUGAAAAAGAAAAAAAAAUUAGUAGGUAAAAGCAGUAAUACCAAUGAAAAUGUAAAAUAUAUACCCCAAUCUAAAUGGAAUGAUAGACAUUAUAAUAAAUAUUAUAUUCAUUAUAAUGGAAAAACGAAAAAUGAAAAAUUUAGACACAAUUGUUUUUACAAAAAUUUUGAUAUUCUUAAUGGGAAUAAAAGAAGUGACAAAAAUUUUAGUUAUAAUACAAAAUCAAAUAUUUAUAACAUUCAAGAUAAUAUUAAUAAUAGAUAUAAUAAUAAUGAUACAUUUAAGGUCUAUAAGGAUAUAAUCAUAACACUGAACGGACCACAUAAUUAUCCAGAAAAUACUAUUAUAUAUUAUUUAUAUACAAGAGAGAACUCAUCUUUAAAUAAUAAUAUGAGGAAUUCUUAUGAAAAUAAUAUACAUAAAAAAAACAAUGACCUCUUCAAAAAUGAUAAACCCAGAUCCUCACAAAAUAAUAUAUUUCGCCUUUAUAAUAGAAACAAUAAUUCAAACUAUAGAAUAUUUCAAAAUGUAAACAAUCAUAAUAGAUCAAACAUAAUCUCAAGCAACACCGUAAACGAUACAACACAAAUAAAAAAUGAAUUUAAUAGUAAAGAAUAUGAUAAAACAUCUGAUUGCGAUAAAAAUAAUACCCCCUUAAAGAACGGAUGUAAUCAAGGGUUUCAAGAUAAUAAUAGGCACAAAAAUAAACAAAACAAACAAGACAAACAAAACAAACAAGACAAACAAAACAAACAAAAUAAACAGAACAAACAAAAUAAAAAAGUUAAAAAAAUUAAAAAAAAUAAAAAAAAUAAAAAAAUUAAAAAAAAUAAAAGAAAUAAAAAAAUUAAAAGAAAUAAAAAAAAUAUUCAGAACAACUCUUUAGAAGAUAAAAUAGAAAUAUAUGAAUCAGACAAAUGUAAUCAUAAUGGUGUUUCCAAAUGUGACAUAAACAAUUUAGAGGUAAGUGUAGAAACAAACAAACCCAAAAGUAAAUCUUAUAAUUAUAAUAGUAAUAACAACAGUUCACAUAUACAAAUGAGUAAUAAUGAAAGAAACAAUUCUAAAGGGAAAAGUACAAGAAUUGAAAAUACUAUAAUUAGGUUUGACCCUUUUGUGGAUAAAAAAAAAAAAAAUAAAAAUAAAAAUAACAAUAAAAAUAAAAAUAAAAAUAACAAUAAAAAUAAAAAUAAAAAUAAAAAUAAAAAAAAAAAUAAAAAUAAAAAUAACAAUAAAAAUAACAAUAAAAAUAAAAAUAAAAAUAACAAUAAAAAUAAAAAUAAAAAUAACAAUAACAAUUAA
Molecule: messenger RNA, 6120 nt
Organism: Plasmodium falciparum 3D7
Lineage: Eukaryota; Apicomplexa; Aconoidasida; Haemosporida; Plasmodiidae
Source: RefSeq, a predicted model, not a curated record